Messenger RNA from Prorocentrum cordatum, 3516 nucleotides. Lineage: Eukaryota; Dinophyceae; Prorocentrales; Prorocentraceae. The record is from the annotation of a GenBank genome assembly.
AUGGCAGCUUCGGGCCACGGCGUGUUUGCCAGCGUCGCAGGAGCGGAGAGGGAGGAGGUCGUCGCGUUCGCCUUCAUCAUCGGCUCCCUCUGCGCGGCCCUCCACGAGUCCGUCGAGGGCGGCUCCGGCAGCUCGAUCUGGGGCGCCACGAGCUGGCUCUGCCUGCGCGCGCACCGCUUCCAUGCCGCGAGGGGGUGGUGUGCGGCCCUCACAGCGGCCCUGCUGCUGGCUGCUGCCGUGCCGUUGAUGCCGGCGUCGUGCCCCUCGGAGCGGCUCGCCGGCGCCGCCCUGUUGGCCGGGCUCGUCUCGUGCGGCCUCCGUGCGGUGGGCCGGCUCCCCUUCCCCAAGGCCGUGGUGUUCCGGGUCGGCGACCACGUGCAGCACGGCCACGGCAGUGCCGCGGUGUUCGGGACGGUGCGCUUCGUCGGCAAGACGGAGUUCGCGGAGGGCGAGUGGGUCGGGGUUGAGCUCAGCGGCCCCGUGGGCAAGAACGACGGGACCGUGCAAAACGUUCGAUACUUCACAUGCGCGCGAAUGCACGGCAUCUUCGUGCGCCCCAGCCAGAUCCAACCCGCCGAGGAUCACAAGCCUGGCACAGGGCAUGGGGCCAGUGCAACGCAGCGCCUAAUGGCACCUCCCCCGCGCGCUGGUGGGCGUCAGAGCAGGCGCAGCAAUGCGCAAGCGCCAGAGCCCGACAGCACUUCCACCAACACCGGCCUCGGCACUGGCAUGCACGAAGACGUGCCGAAGGCCAGCGGGGCGCGUUCUCCGGAAUUGUCAGGCUUGCAGCAGCCACAGGGCGCGCAGGACGAGCAGGCCGAUUCGGCGCGCAUGCGGCUGGUGGAGGCAAUGGAGCAGCACGUCGGCCUCGAUCGCUUGACGCGGCUGCGCCGGGCCAUCCCGCCCGCGCUUGCCGCUGGCGUCCUGAAGGGCGAGGUGGAGGGCGCGUGGCGCAUUCUGGAUUUCGAGGUGGACCGGCUGUCGGAGACGGAGGCGCGCCUGCGCCGGGAGUGCGGCGUGCUGCAGGAGACCUCCGUCGCCUACGAGGAGCGGGAUUGCGCUCUGGUCGAGGCCGCUCAGUCGAGGACCGAGGCUCUCGAGGCCAGUCUGCAGCUGCAGCAGGCGCGGGCGGAGAUGCAGGCCUUCCAGCUCGGGCAGGAGGCGGUGCAGUGCGCGCAGCUGCGGGGCUCCCUGGAGCAGGUCGAGACGCGCGCCGAGCACGCAGAGGCGCCCGUCCGACGCUCGCCGUCACAGCAGCGGACCGAGUCGCUGGAGGCGCGGCUGCGGCUCCAGCAGGAGCAUCUGGACCUCCAAAGGGCGCUGCUCUCCCAGGAGAGCGCCGAGCGAGCGCAGCUGCGGGCCCGCCUGGAGGAAGCCCUCAGCACGGAGGCCGGCCUGAAGACCUCUCGGGGCCGCGUGGCCUCGUCCACCUCGUCCGCGCGGUCGAGCCUCAAGGAGCGAGUGGGGGGGCUGCUCGAGAGAGGGCUCGACGACGGCUCCCUCGAGGAGGCCGUGAGCGAGGUAGAGCGCACCGUACAUCGGCGCGCGCCGGCGGAGCCGCUCGCCGCGUCGACUCGCAGCUCGGACGAGCAGGCUGCCAGGCUCGUCGCCGCGCUCGAGGAGGCCGCCGCGCGGGCCUCGGCAAGCAUCGCAGAGGGCGCCCUGGCAGCGCAGCACGAGCUGGCCUCGGCGGCGGCGCGGGGGAUCUCCGCGGCCGAGGCUGAGGCGGCGAUGGCCGCCGCGCAGGCGCGGGCCAGCGCGCAGGAGGCGCGGGCCGCCGCGUCUGCGGCGGCGGGGGCAGCGGCCACGGCGGCCCCCGUGGCGGCGGUGGCGCGGGCGUCGCUCGGCGCAGUGCCAGGACGCGGGCUGUCUGCAGCGCCGGUCCCCGUGCCCGCGGCGGGCCACAGGUGCCUGCGCCGGGGGUCUGCCCCGCCGGCGGGCGCAGGUGCCGGCGGCACGUCCCAGCAGGCCUGGCUCAGCGCCGUGGCGCAGGUGGUCGAGGCCGCCACGCAGCCAUUGGCCGAGGAACUGCGGGCGCUGAAGGCGCAGUUGUCAACGCAGGUGCCCAAGCUAUCCGACGUGGACUGGACGCAGACCGUCGAGGUCCCCGAGUGCUACCGCAAGAGGGCUGCUUGGAUAGCAGAGACCCACCACAGGGCAAUCACCCUGAAGCAGCUGGGAGAGCUGGGCGAUCUUGCCAGGACUCGGGGCAGCCACGAGCCGAGAAAGAUUGUGAGGACAGUUGUGGAAAAGAUGCACAUCAUUGAUCCGAGCCCAGACCACAGCGUCGGACGGAUCACUUGGUCAAACAUCAACCUCUACCACAUCAACGACCUGUUCGUGAUGCCCCUCACAAAGGCCGAGCAGUGCUCCCUCGUAGACCUCAUCGCUCUCGGGCCGCAGGAGCCGCAGUGGUUCAUCUCGCACUGGUGGGGCACGCCCUUCCAAGACAGCCUGUCUAUGCUGCAGUACCAUGCCGCCGUGCACAACACCCCCCUGACGACUGCCUACUGGAUGUGCACCUUCGCCAACAACCAGCACAACCUGGCGGAGCUCAACGACGCCGACCUGAUGCAGACGCCUUUCGUGCGCGCCCUGGUGUGCCCCUCGUGCCUGGGCACUGUUAUGCUCAUGAAUCAGACGGCGACCCCUUUCAAGCGAGUGUGGUGUGCGCUCGAGGCAUUCGUGAGCAUCAGCCCCGAGCUGCACAAGAAGCAGACUGCGCAUUUGCUGGAUGUGGCGGCAAUCGUGCACGAUGGCACGCAGGUGCAGCAAAGCGUAGAGCACGAGGAGCCAGAGUCUGCAGGGCGCCGAGUCUUGUCGCGCGGCACGUCGACGAAUCUCGUUCUGAGCAGGAAGGAGCGUCGGAUCCCGCGCUGCGCCGCGCUGCUGAAAGACGACGGGACUAACAAUUGGAUGGACCACGCUGAGGUGGAAGGAGCAUGGUUCCCAUCUGUGGCGCUCUUCGGCUGCAAGGUGGACAUCACUCAGGCAGAAGCCUCCAACCCAGAGGAUAAGCGAAAUAUACUAAGGCUGAUCGUCGGCCAGACCAGCUACGACGAGGUAAACCUCAAGAUUCGACGCAUCUUCGCUCCCAGGGCCUUGUGCGAGGCAGCCCGUCAUGACGACGAGACCUGCCUUGAGGACAUCCUCGCGAAUGUGCUCGACGACAAAUCGGUCAUUGACCACAAGAACACUGCAGGGGAGGCUCCUUUGUGGAUCGCCGCGGCGCACAACCACGUCGAGUCGGUACGAACGCUCCUGGCGCACCGAGCGGACGUGGACUGUGCCAAAGCCGACGGCUCCACGGCAGUCUACGCCGCGGCCGCCCAGGACAGCGCUGCGGCCCUCGAGGUGCUGCUGGAGGCCGGCGCCGACCCGGACCGCGCCAACUCCGAGGGCAUCACGCCCUGCUACGCCGCGGUCCAGUUCGGCCACGCGGAGACGCUCGACCUGCUGCUCGAGAGCGGGGCGAGCCCCGACCUGGCCAACGGCGACGGCCUGAGGCCGGCGCAC